AUGGGGGCAGACCUAAUAGAUGUCGACGAGCUCCUUCGGAACGGAGCUAACCCCAACCUUGGACACCGAGAAGACCAGGGGCUCACCCCGAUCCACUUCGCCGCCAGGUUCGGCAACGUGGAGCUGCUCAAGAUGCUCAAGCGGGCCGGGGGCGACCCGGGCAUCACGAACGCGCUGGGCCUCACGCCGCUCUCGUACACGUGCGCGUUCAAGCUCUCUCUGAGCAAGAACGGCGACGACUCUUGGGAACGCCAGCAGGUAGCUGCGAUAAAGUGGCUGCUGGGUCAAGGGGCGAACCCCAACCACGUCGACAAGGCUGGCUACACCCCGCUGGCCUGGGCUUGCCGAAGCGGGAUAUUCCCGGCAGUGGUGGCGCUGGUGGAAGCAGGCGCGGACGUCAUGCAGCGAAGACCGGAGCUCCCUGGAGGAAGUCAUGUACGCCUGCCCAAGGCGGAUCCUCUUGCGGUGACAACCGUCAAGCAGAUUGAGAGAUACGUGCAGAACAAGAUCAAUACGAUUCUUCUGAGGGAAGGAGCUCUGCUGCGACGGGAGUGCAAGGUCGACCUCCGCUCUCGGCGCCUGAAGGAGAUCCAGGCAGCCAUCGCCAGGAAGAAGGAGGCCAGGGCGUUCGUCAUACAGGAGAAGCAACGGAUGAAGCAAACGGAGGAGCUGAGCCUGGAGCUGAUGAAGGUGGACAAGGCGGAGGAGGCCCGGAAGGCUCGACGAGACUGGCUUCGGCUCAUGAAGGUCUCCCCGGGUAUUUGGGUCAAGGUCGAGGGUGCUGCGUCUGCGGGGACCCCAGGUGUGAGGGCAAGGAAGCCUCGCCCCCGGUGGGUGUUUGACACGAGCACGGCGGUUUCGAAGAGCGAGGCCAAGGCGCACGGCGUGCUAGAAGAGGAUGCGACUACCACCAAGAGACGAUCACGAUGA
Messenger RNA from Ectocarpus siliculosus, 930 nucleotides. Lineage: Eukaryota; Phaeophyceae; Ectocarpales; Ectocarpaceae. The record is from the annotation of a GenBank genome assembly.